UGGCGCUGCUCUAAAUGCUCACGCAAGGUUGCCAGUCGGCGGUUCGAGACACAAAUCGUUUACAACCGCCGGAGGAGGGAAUAUGCAGAGAAUAUGCAUAACAAACGCGUACGCAAAACCUGUCGCUCCUCCUUUUCCUUUCUUCCCGAAGUCUCUUCUUCCCGUCAUCAGCCCACAACCGACACCCAAGGCCAAAACCCAAUGAGAUCCUCUUCUCCCUCCACCUCCACCUCCACCUCCACUCCAUCCACAGAGAGCAAGGCAGGCAAUCCCCCCGUCCGUCGAGGUAUGAGGCAGGAGGCCGCCAGCGUGGUGGUCGCCCGCGAAGACCACCAGCAGCACCACCACAGCCGCCCGCCGCCUCCCGAGGAGGAGGACACGGACGCCGUGGCCCCGUCGUCCUGCGCGACGAUCCUGCUGCGCCGGGUGGGCGAGGCGGGGGAAGGCGAGGAGCCGCCGCAGCUGGUCCCGCCGCUCAACUUCGCCAUGGUGGACCACGGCGUGUACCGCUCCGGGUUCCCGGACGCCUCCAACCUGCCCUUCCUCGAGACCCUCCACCUCCGCUCUGUCCUCUGCCUCUGCCCGGAGCCGUACCCGGAGGCCAACCAGGAGUUCCUCCGGGCCCACGGGAUCAGGUUGUUCCAGCUCGGAAUCGACGGCUCCAAGGAGCCCUUUGUGAACAUUCCCGAAGACAGAAUCCGCGAGGCUCUAAAAGUUGUUCUAGACACAAGAAACCACCCGGUGCUUAUUCACUGCAAGCGUGGAAAGCAUCGAACUGGCUGUGUUGUUGGAUGCUUGAGGAAACUGCAGCGCUGGUGUCUAACAUCAGUAUUCGACGAAUACCAGCGUUUUGCUGCUGCGAAAGCAAGAGUUUCUGAUCUAAGGUUUAUUGAGCUAUUUGACAUCUCAAGCUUAAAGCAUUUACCAGCGCCUUUCUCAUGUUGAGCAAGAAGCAUACAUGGACGGCCUCUGGGAGUCCAUAUCUAGUAACAUGACCGAUCAGAAAAAACUGUUAAUAUUACUUUUUAGUCUGUUUUGGGCUCCCAAAUUAUGAAGUUAACCAUGAGAAGUUUAACAUUGUAAAUAAUUUUU
Hordeum vulgare subsp. vulgare (domesticated barley) is the source of this 1092-nucleotide messenger RNA. RefSeq names its product probable tyrosine-protein phosphatase DSP4. Gene Ontology annotation, molecular function: phosphatase activity. The coding region runs from base 94 to 945 and encodes 283 amino acids. The transcript is spliced from 5 exons. The record is from RefSeq and is a predicted model, not a curated record. Gene Ontology annotation, biological process: protein dephosphorylation. Lineage: Eukaryota; Viridiplantae; Streptophyta; Magnoliopsida; Poales; Poaceae. Gene Ontology annotation, cellular component: cytoplasm.